GGUCUUCUCCGAGCAGAUAUGACCAUGCUCCUUUCGCGUGACAAUUCCAUGCACGCCUGCAACAGCGACUGAUAAAGAUCAUUCAUGCGAUCAGAAACCACAAGCAUGAAGACGACACUCAUCUUCAGCGUGCUCGCGGCUCUCGCCAGCGCCACAACAUCCAUCCCCGCGUCCCCGUCCGCCACAAUCACGGGUCCCCCGGCAAGCUUGACAGUCGGCGCCUCAAUCCCGACUUUCACCUACACUCUCUUCGGCUCAACCAUCACGGGCAGCGCGACUGUGAUCCCGUGCGCGACCGUAAUCAUAAAUGCCGUCAGCAUUUACAUCCUGGAGGACAACUCCGACUUCGUGGGAGACGCGGACCUAGACUUCACGUUCAAUGGCAUCACGGUGAAUCACGGCACCCCCACGCCCCCGGCGGCGUGCUGGACUCCGCCCAGCAUCACGUCGACCAGCAGCAGCACCACCACGGCUAGCAGCGGUAGCAGCACGAGGUCGUCUGCGACAACCACCGCCACACCCAACGCCGCUCGGCCAGCGCAGAUGGACUCAGCGCAACUGUUUAGCUGGGCGGGUGUCGCACUAGGCGCCGUGGCCAUGGCCAAUGCCUAGAAUCGAGGGAUUUGAGAUGCAGGAGCAGGAGCACCGGCGUGGCCACGGGCUUCUCAACGGCACCAAAGAAUGGAUCCAUAGAAUGCAUGGGUAUGCAUUGUCUAGAACGGGGCGUCUGGAGUCUGGGACAAAUAUCAUAGCAUAUAGCGUGAACUGGCAGAUCACUUCGACAAUACAAAUUGACUUGCUUCCGAGAUGGUCAUCCUCCAGGCGGGCGUGGCAGCCAUAUCAGUGCACUUGAGAAACGACGAGAGUCAACGG
Messenger RNA from Microdochium trichocladiopsis, 873 nucleotides. RefSeq lists its product as uncharacterized. The transcript has a single exon. NCBI's taxonomy places the organism in Eukaryota, Fungi, Ascomycota, Sordariomycetes, Xylariales, Microdochiaceae. The record is from RefSeq and is a predicted model, not a curated record. The coding region runs from base 85 to 612 and encodes 175 amino acids.